AUGGAUAGACAGGGAGGAUCAGGCAACGUUAGCCCAGCUAGGAGUGGAAGUCCAUAUGGGUCUCCUAUUAGAAGUACCAACCAGUCCAUGGAGUUUAGAAUUAGAAGAGGAGGAGAUGCAACUUCUCCCUUUGAUGCUGAUGCGGAACCUUGGGGCCCAAAGGAUAUUGGUCGAAACGCUAUUUCUGGUGUCAUGAACGACAAGCAGCCACCGAAAAGCAUGGAGAAUUUCGCUCCAGUUCCUCCUACUAUAAUACGUAAAGUACGCAACACAGAGUUUGAUCCAUACACCAAAUACCUAUCAGAAGUAUUCGACAAGUAUCAAUACCAUCGUGCCAUUGGGCUACAGUCUGCAAUGGAAGGAACGCCAACUCUAGGUACUUCUCCUCUUGAUGAAGCCGAGUAUCUGGACUUGCUGGACGCUGCAUCCCAACUUAGUCUAUUGCCAGACACAGGAGGAAAGAGAGGACGUGCUGCAUUGACUGCAUCGCAAAGAACACGGAUGCUGUCAGUCAAUGCACCACCACUGGAUAUAGUACCCAAAGUAUUCUUUGAGUUGGACUUCAAUCUACAGGCACCACAUACGUUUGACGCUGUCACUGGUGGUGAUGACAAGGUCACGUCGGAAAAUCCAGCUGAAACUCAUGUUGCGUCGUCAGCUCUACAGGAAAAGUUUUCAUAUUUGCUAGAUACUGUUGAAGUGCACCUACUCAAAGAAAUUGCACGUAAAUCAUCGUCAUUCUUCGCGGCCUUGUCAAAUCUCCAGGCUCUGCACUCGGAAACCUUGUCGUGUGUCGAGCAGAUUGCUCAAUUACGUGGUAAAUUACAUAGUGUGAAGCAAACAGGUGCCCGGCGGGGUAUAGAAGUAACGAGACUAAAACGACGAAGAGCCAAUAUGGCAGUCUUGUAUGCCUCUGUCCGUAUAGUCAGAGACGUACAGCAAAUGCAGCCCACAAUACAAGCUCUAUUGGCUCAAAGUGACUUUAUGACCGCUCUGAAUCUCGUCGAGUCAACAUCUUUGGCUCUACGAGGUAGCUCAGACUCUGGAGUCCAUCUUCAAACAGAUGCCAACAGCCCUGUAGUAGCCGUCUCUCCAUCAUCAUCAGCCCCCGAAACUAUAGCACCAGGCAUCAUAUUGAUCAAAUCAUCUGCAAUACCUUGUACCGUAGACUUGAGAGGUGUCAAGGGACUAGCUCAGCUAGCACACCACUUAUCAGAAGUGUCACGCAACAUUGGAAUCAUGAUGGAAUCGGAAUUUGUACGUAUACUCCUUGACAAGACCACAUUCGAAAUUGUCAAAUCGCCUACCGGUGGCAAUGGAGGUCCAGCCGUGCAAUAUAUUAGCAAUAUUCUGGAGCAAAAGUUUUUGCCUGGAAUCAAUCCUCCUGCAACUAUAGAGAUUACUGACGUCAUGCUGGAGAAAGAGGGUAGAUUACGUGAUAGAUUAGAUCGACUUGUGUUGGGGCUGUUGAGAAUGGAUCGACUUGGAUCGGCCUUUUCUGUAUAUAGGGACAAUCUCCUCUUAGAAAUUAAGGCCUUGGCCAAGAAGCAUCACCCUCCCAUUGGUGCUUUGGAUCCAAGUAUACCUGAAUCAGCGAUAAAGCGAGAACAACAACAAGCCUUGGCUAAACAACUCAAGGGCAUGACAUUUGAUGCCUUCUUGGACGUUAUGCUCAACGUGUACAUAGCGCUUCUUACAUCGCUGGAGCGUGUAGCAAUCUCAAACGCUCUCAUAUGUCGCAUCAUAAAACGAGCUCAGGAUACAGGUGUACAGAUUGGUGCCGACAGUCAUCAAUCAUUGCAGCUCCCACCUCUUCCUGGAUCUGACGAAUCCGCCACAUCUGCAUCCUCACAUCCAUCACAUGCUGCGCUACUGAGAAAACGUAUAGAAGAUGAUGACGACGAGUUUGGAUCUAGCGCUGAUGUGUUGUCACCUGCAUCACUAGACGCAGUCUCAAAACUUUCGACCGUAGCUGUAAUAGACAAGCCUGUUACAGUCUCAUCAGAUACCAAAGGCUCGGAUAAAACUGCUACGACAUAUGGACAGAUGCUUAAUGAAUCAGCGGAAAUUCUGUAUUCGGGAUCUGAUUUGGCUCAAGUUCGUUGUGCAAAACUGCUGUCGGUACGAGCAGAGCAGAAUGCACAAUUGAAUCCUAAAGAUUUUUAUCGAUUAUUUGGAGCCACGUGGGAGUUUGUGGCUGGUUGUGAAGCUUUGUGUGGUAGAUUGUGUUUGGGAUUGAAAGGGAAUAUGCUUUCGCAGGCCAAGGCAUAUCUCAACCACUUCCACGAAGAGCGAACCAAACAAAUCACCUUACUAGUCGAAAAUGAACAAUGGACACAAGCCGACGUGCCCAUCGACUUCCAACGCAUCACAGAUCAAAUCAUUGCUGCUCGAUCUUUUGGUUCACCACCACCAGAACGCCCUAUACGUGGAGGAGGUCAACAACCAAACACAAUAUCUAGCCUAACAUCACUCCCACUGAAACGUAGCUCUACUGAUGAUAACAACAACAUGCGUGGAUCUACUUCCAUCGCGUCAUUACAUAAUGCACUUGAUGACGAUGAUGAACGCGGUAGUAGUGCUUCACCCGCUAAAGGAUCCAAAAGUAUGAAAUAUGUGGUUGUGAAUGGACACAAGUAUUACAUGGUUGGAUGUAUGCUCAUGUUUUUGAAGCAGUUGACAGAGUAUAUGCAGUGUAUGGAGAAUGUACCUGUGUUGACUGCUGAGGUGUUGAAUCGGAUUAUGGAGAUACUCAAAUUGGUAAACAAUCGUCUGUGUCAAGUCAUAUUGGGAGCUGGGGCUAUGAGAUCUGCCGGUUUAAAAAACAUUACUGCUAGACAUAUUGCAUUGGCAGCACAAUCGCUUGGAGUCAUUGUCGUCCUGAUACCGUACUUGCGAGUUGGUAUUCAGCAGUAUUUGCCUACCAAGCAAGCUGUUUUGUUGAAUGAUAUGGAUCGACUGGUCAAAGAUUACCGUGACCACCAAUCUGAACUGUAUGCCAAGUUGGUUAGUAUUAUGAUGGAGAGGCUUACCGUUCAUUCGAAGAAUUUACAGGGAGUUAAUUGGGACAGCCCAGAUCCAAAAGACUUUUUGGAAGAAGAUGGAGGCGUCUCAACGCAUAUGGUGACUCUGGUUAAGGAGACUAUGACUCUGCAUAAAGUCUUGGCCAAAUAUCUUGAUCCGGAGACUUUGAAGAGUGUGAUGGGCGAUGUUUUCAAAGCAUAUAUCAAAAAGCUGGAAGAAGAUCUAAAAAAGUUGGAUUUGUUUACAAGUGCUGGCAAGAAUAGAUUGCUGAUUGAUGUCCAGUACUUUAUCUUCAAGCUAUCAUCACUUGAUGGUGCUGAUGGUCCUGGCAACCAUUUGGAAGUUGUAGUCAACAACACCAAAAUCAAGGACAGACGACAAGUCCAACCGCGUCCAGUGUCAAUGUCGAUGGAAUCUCCGGUAACUCCUUCUGGACCAGCUACUUCUACAAAUGCUACUACCAUUCAUCCAGCUCUUCCAGCUGCUGCUCCAAUUCCACCACCUCAACCAGCUGUCUCGACUUCCUCAACAGGUGCUACUCCAUCGGUUGCAGCAGCUACUGGAUUAUCAUUCAAAGGAUUCCAAGGCUGGAAGGCUGCAGUACCUGUAUCUUCAGCGCUACCUGUUAUAACGUCCGAUACUGGAUCGGUUAAAAGUCCAACGAAUAGUAAUAAUGCUUCUCCGUCGACAUCAUCGCCGAAUGCCCCUGGACCGCAAAGCAAUGUUCCUAUAGUGCCAUCGCCACAACCAUUAGGAGCAUCCAGCACAACCAAUAGUAGCAGCAGCCUUAACUUGACAGGUCCAUCUAUUACUACACCGACACCAUCUACAAAUCUACCACCACCACUAACACAAAUAUCGAAUCCACAACAACAGCAACCUAGCAUAGAUAAGCCUGUAGCUAGUACGACGAGUACGGCGGGAUCUGCAGCCGCCUCUGCUGCAGCAUCAUGGACUGUAAAAUCCUCACACUUUAGAACAGCAUUUGGUGGUAUGUUUACAGCACGAGCAGUCACUCCAACUCCCGGACAACAAAAGAGUAGCGAGUCUCUAGCGCCACCACACCCACCAACUAAAUCGGUUUCUGAUGUAACGCCAUCAACAAUACCUGCUGUAAAUAGUUCAGAUGGUAGAUCAAGUCUAGAUGGUAGAUCAAGUGUAGCCAGUGUUGAAGCCACACGAUCGGUGUCUGUGGGUCUCCCGACGUCAAAGUCAAGUGAAUCUGUUGGUGUUGUGCCUGCUACUGCUGCUAUUGUAAAUUUGCUGCAGGUCGUGGCUCCCGAAGUAGUGAUACCUCAACCCGUUGUAGAAGGACAAAACAGUGUGGUGUCGCCUACUGCUGAAGGUAAACCUGAUGUGCCGAGUAAGGAGGCGGUGGUUUCUGGAUCUGGUGAAGCUGAAAAUGUGGCGAGGAAGGAGGAGGUGUCUUCUGUAGCUGUCGAAUCAGAAAACGUGUCUGGUAAGGAGGUGAUGCCUGCUGUGCCUGUUCAAGCAGGCAAUGUAGAGUCAACCAGCGGCAUGCCAUCUGAUGAGAAGGUACCGGUGGUUAUUGAUUCUACUGAAUCUGCUGCUGUCAAAGAACAUGCGCCUGAGAUUGUGGCCGAGCUGAAUAUACCAGUGGUUGAGAAUCAGCCUUCCGCCAAUGAUAUGGUUGCUGAAAAUAGUAAUAGUGGUGACAGUGAAGCUCUCGAUCAUAAUGGCGGUAGUAGCAAACCUUUGGAAAAAGUAGUAGGAUUGUCUGAAGGAACCGAUGCCAUCGAGAAACCCAUAUCUGAUUCAACGACUGUAUUGAACGUCGAAGAAGUGUCUGAUCACGUGGAGCCUGUAGUCAGUCAAGUUGAUGGAGAAAAUGCAGAACAAGUCUUGACGGCCGAUGGACCGAAGGCUGCUACCGGAACUAGUGUACAGGACACAACUGGCGAAGUGCAACAGCCACAGGAGAAUUCAGAAACGCCAAGUGAUGUAACAGCAGCAGAAAAGGGAGAAGAAGAACCAUCUGAGUCUUUGUAA
Molecule: messenger RNA, 5034 nt
Organism: Synchytrium microbalum
Lineage: Eukaryota; Fungi; Chytridiomycota; Chytridiomycetes; Synchytriales; Synchytriaceae
Exons: 10
Coding region: 1-5034 (1677 amino acids)
Biological process (GO): Golgi to vacuole transport; retrograde transport, endosome to Golgi
Cellular component (GO): GARP complex
Molecular function (GO): syntaxin binding
Source: RefSeq, a predicted model, not a curated record